Molecule: messenger RNA, 1975 nt
Organism: Canis lupus familiaris (dog)
Lineage: Eukaryota; Metazoa; Chordata; Mammalia; Carnivora; Canidae
Product: transmembrane protein 180
Exons: 7
Coding region: 411-1781 (456 amino acids)
Source: RefSeq, a predicted model, not a curated record
UAGCUGUCUUCUCCUUGAUUGAGCGCUCACCUCCAAACCCUUGAGAGUUGUACUCACUUCCCCCUGAAAUGAAGGGCUCCCAUUUGAGUGUCUGGGGGGGAGGGGGGAUAGGGUGCAGUUAAAGGUAUUUCCUUAGGGGAAAAAAAUUGCAAGCACUUUUGUACACGAUUUUUAUAAGGUUCAUAGACCGCCAGGUGUAGUACCCAGGGUCGUGACGUUGCACCUGGAGGGAGCUGGAGCUGAAUGCAGCACUUGAUGGCCAGCAGGGCAGUGAACUUCGCUUUCCUUGGGGUUAAAGUUAAAGUUAAUUGCUACUCGUAGGGAGCGGCCUUUACCAUCAUCGCGCAGACAAAACUCAGAAACUCCUAAAUGGGGUGAUUGGAAGGAAGAAGAAUUCCUUAGUGUGGAAAAUGACACUUUUAAGUAUCAAACCGAUUGCUUGGGGAUAUUCUAUGAUAACAUUAGGGACUGAAAUGCUAAAUUCUGUCUUCAGUUUCUACUAUGUGAAGCUGUUUUUACAUCUGUACAAGAUUUCAGAAGUGGCCUUUUACCAAGCCCAGAUGAUUUUAAUGAUCUGGAAUGCUCUUAAUGACCUGACUGGGUACUUUCACAACAACUCUCAGGCUGACUGCUGUUCUAGCCGUCGUAGUUCUGUUUUGUACGGUGCCCCUUUAUAUUCAAUAGCCUUCCUGCUUCCUUGGUUCCCUUGGAAAUACUAUCAAGAAGGUGACUGGCUUAGUGGACUUCACCUGGUAGUAUCAUUAUGUGCUUUUGAUAGCACGCUUACCUUUGUUCAGCAAGCUCAGUGUACACUGUUUGCAGAGAUUUUCACCAGACAUGAAAGUCGGCUUCAGCUUAUUAAAAUUAACCAAAUGGCAUCACUGGUAGGAUCCACCAGUAUCCUUUUCUGUGGCCUUAUCUCUGAUAACAUGGAAAUUUUACUCAAUUUUCAGGCUGUUGCUGUGGUCAUUGCCAUUCUUGCCUCAGCCAGCCUUUACACUGGCAUGUACCACAUGAAUCGGUUUGAACCUAAAAGAAGCCUGGAGGAAAACCUUUUCUCAGAAAGUGAACAGGAUCUCCCCUGGACCUCUGUGGUCUCAUUGAUGAGACAGGUCUUGACGCAGAAAAACUUUUGCCUUUUCCUGGUAAUGAAUUUCUUCCAAGUCUUCCAUUUAACCUUCUUCAAUAACUUCAUGAUGAUCUUUGCAGAUAGUCUCAUUCCUAAGGAUGUUCUUUCUUCUUCCAUAAGGAGCAUCAUGUAUGGGGCAGGCUUUAUUUGCCCACAGUGCCUUGUACUUAUCAGUCAGUCCUGGCUGAAGAAGUUUGGUUACUAUAAAAUCAUCUUAAUUUCCUUCUACCUAGAAGGAACAGCCUCUAUUGUCAUGUUGCUUCUUGGACAGCAAUACUAUUACUUUUUGGCCCUUUAUCUCACUAUUAUCAUGGUGAUUGUGCAAGCUUCUUUUUGCUUAUUUAACCUGCCACUAGCUGAUAUGGUUGAUGCAGAUUUACUGAAAUUCAAUCGGCAGUCACCUCUUUCCUCAAUGGUUUUUGGCAUCAAUGCUUUGUUUACAAAACCUGCUCAGUCUUUAGCUCCCAUGAUGAUACUCUCUAAGCUAAAACAGUAUGGAUAUGGAAACCCAGAUAAAAGUACAAUUUUAGAUCUUCAUGAUGCUAUGUUUAAUUUGAUUUGCCUGGUCCCCCUGGGCAUUGUACUAAUUCAGAUUUUGGUUUGGAGCCCAUUCUCAAUCAGGAACAAGACAGACUACACAGGGGCUCUUUAAGGCCAAUCCUGGAUAUCAUGGGAUUCAAACAAAACUUCAGUUGUUUAUCUGUUCUAAUAGAGUUUACAUUAUACCAGAAGGCAAAAUGUUCUUUAUAACCUCUAAUUUGUUUAGAAAACAAAACAGAUAAAACAAAAAAAUCCAACAUUUUAGGGCUUCUUGACUACAAUAAUAAACUGAAUAAGAAAAUUAAA